UAUUAAAAUGAAAUUGAAAACAUUGAUAACUGCUCGGGAAAAAUGGCUGAUAAACUCAUUUGUUUUCCCUGCACCUCCCCCCGCUUUGAGAACCAUGAUCAUUUCCAAUUUUUAAAACAAAUCUUCGACCAAAAGACACACUAUCAUCAUCUGAUCCCCUGCAGGUGUCUCUCAGUGUCUCUCAGUGUCUCUCUCUCAGUGAAUACUUUUCUUUGUGAAAAACAUUCCUUUUCCUGCAACAGUUUAAACAACAUUUUUCGACACAGUUCUCCAGCUUCUCUUCAUUACCCAACGUCCGACCUCUAUCCUUAACAUCUCAGAGUCUUCUCACUCUUCCUCUCUUCUCUUCAAAUUCCUAGGUUCUCCCUCCCCUCUCCUCCCUCCCCCCUCCUCCCACCCCCUUCUCCAAACACUGAUCUCAGAUUAAGUUGAACACUAUCCCAGGUGAAGUUCGCACCUGCCUCUUUAGGGGCAAAGCUCUUUCCGCCGCUCGAACCUGAGCUUUCCUAACAGUCCAGAUUUUUCUCAGCGUCAUCACUGUUCGAUUCCAUCCGCAGCAGAACUCUGGAUUUUUACCACCACGGUGCUGUUCGCCCUGGAACUAAACGAGAGAGUCUCCUUUCAACUGGACGGCGUAGAGUAACUCAUUUCCAACGAACUGUCUUCUCCUUUUAGCAGGUGUCACCUCGUCUGCCUCCUUUGACGCCCUCUGUUGAUGGUUUCCUGUUGGAUGGGACUGGUCUGUGAGGAGGUUGCUAGGUUAGAGUAGUCAGGUGUUCGAUGUCCGUCAUCUGAACGCAGAAUGGUCGGACCAAGCUGUACAGUCAUUCUGUUCCAUGUCUUCAGCAUCUUUGCACAAAUUGGAGCAAACUCUCAGGAUGUCCUGUAUCCAUUUGGACCCAGCCACAGGGACCUAGAAACCCCCAAGAUGGACGAUGGGAGUUCGCCUGAGAUUUUUUUGCUCAUGCCUUUUGUUUUCUUCAAUAUUCCCUACCGUUCCAUCUACGUCAACAACAACGGUGUGAUCUCCUUCAGCGUGCAGGUCAGCCAGUUCACACCAGAGGCAUUUCCACUCAGUGACAGCAGAUCCUUUAUCGCUCCUCUUUGGGCGGACGUGCACAACGGUAUCCGUGGAGAUGUCUACUACAGAGAGUCCACCGAAGCAGAAAUACUAGAGAGGGCGACGCAGGACGUGAGAAGACAUUUUAAAAACCUGCCAACCUUCACAGCCCACUGGGUCUUUAUAGCCACAUGGCAUCAAGUCACCUUCUACGGAGGAAGCCAAACCACGCCGGUCAAUACAUUUCAAGUUGUGCUAAUCUCCGAUGGCGUGGCAUUCUUCAGUAUGUUUAACUAUGGAGAAAUCACAUGGAGCACAGGAACGGCCAGUGGUGGAGAUCCAUUAACAGGCCUGGGUGGGACCACAGCUCAGUCAGGUUUUAACGGUGGAGACAUUGGUCACUUCUUCAACCUGCCAUGGUCAAGGUCAAAUGAUGUGGUAAACAUCGAACAAUCAACCAACAUCAACAUCCCUGGGCGUUGGUUCUUCCGCGUUGACACUGACCAGAUAGAUCCUGCCAAUGGCUGCAGCCACAAUGGUCGAUAUUACAGACGGGGUGAAAACUUCUGGUUGUCCGACCUCUGCUUGCAGCGAUGUCGCUGCCUGGACAUUGACAACGAGGUCCAUUGCCAAGAAGCUCCAUGUGGGCAGUUGGAAACCUGCGAGCAGCAGGAAGGGGCCUUUUACUGCCAGCCAACUCGCACCAGCACCUGUGUGGUGUUUGGUGACCCUCAUUACCACACCUUCGACGGCCUUCUCUAUCAUUUCCAGGGGACGUGUUCUUACCUGUUGGCUCGGCCUUGCUGGGAGUUGGCAGGGCUUCCAUUCUUCAGCGUCGAGGCUAAAAAUGAGAACCGUGGGAUGGCCUCAGUUUCCUGGCUCAGAGACGUGACAGUGGAAGUCUACGGUCAUCGAGUCACGUUGCCAAAAGGCAGUUUUGGAACAGUUCAGGUGGAUGGCCUGGUGAAAACGCUACCAGUCCAGCUUCAGCUCGGUGCCAUCAGGGUGUAUCAAUCUGGGGUUGCCGUUGCCUUGGAAACAGACUUUGGACUAUUGGUAACAUACGAUGGCCAACACUACGCCUCCAUCUCCUUGCCCAGCUCCUACUUCAACAACACAUGUGGCCUUUGUGGCAACUACAACGAUGACCCUGCCGACGACCCUGUGCUACCCGAUGGAUCCUUAGCAGAAAGCGUGGUUGAGUUGGGAGGGGGGUGGCGAGCCGAGGACACAGACUGGAGGUGCACAGAUGGCUGCACCCAGAACUGCAGCGUGUGCGAUCCUAUCACGGAGGCCUUCUAUUUCCGUCAGGACUACUGUGGGAUCAUCAACAGAACUGACGGACCCUUCAGGGACUGUAGGGCCGUGGUGGACCCCACCGCCUUUGUGUACAGCUGUGUUUACGAUAUGUGCAGCAACAAGGACAACAUCACCACACUGUGUCAGGCCGUCCAGGCCUACGCCCUGGCCUGUCAGGCUCUGGGGGUCACCAUACGUCCCUGGAGAUCUCUCAACUUCUGCACUUUGUCCUGUCCCGAGAACAGCCAUUAUCAAGUCUGUACAAGUGCCUGUCCGGCCUCCUGCUCUGACCUCACAGCCCCACUUUACUGCGUCCAUCCUUGCACUGAGGGUUGUCAGUGUGUCCAAGGCUUCGUUCUCAGCGGCAGCCGUUGUGUACAGCGUGAGGACUGCGGCUGUGACUACAACGGCCUCUAUUACCCCCUCAACGAGACUUUCUGGGGAGGGUCCAGUGGGGAGGAAGGUGAAUGCAGCCAUCGCUGCACCUGCGGGCCUGCUGGAGAAGUGUCCUGCGUUAAUGCCUCCUGUAAGGAAGGGGAGGUGUGCGUGGCAGAAGUAGGGAGGCUGGGCUGUUAUCCUCGGAGGGAAGGAGUUUGCACAGUCACACAGAACUCCGUGACAUCAUCCUUUGAUGGCACCUUCCUGACGUUUCCGGACGACAGCUCUUACUACUUGCUUAAACUGUGUGGUGCAGUGCCCGCUAAUGGCUCGAUGGUGGAGGUGAAGAUAGGCCGCAAGCUGGUCAACAAAGGCCCUGCCUGGAAAAGACCUGUCAUAGUUACAGUGGCCAACAUGGAGGCUCAAAUAGGAGGCACAGAUUUUAAUAUAGUAAAGGUCAAUGGUGAACAGGUGAUGCUUCCGUUUAUCCAUCCCAUGGAGACCAUGAUGAUCUACAAAGCACCGGGUAACGCCACAGUCGUAGAGUCGCGUGGCCUCCUGAUGGUCCGCUACACCCGCCAGGGAUCCCUCAACAUCUCCCUCUCCACCUUAUACUACAACGUUACCUGUGGUCUGUGUGGCGUCUUCAACAGCAAUGCCACAGACGAUCUCCGCCUCCCUAACGGACGGCUGGCAGAGUCUAUUGAACAGUUUACAGAUGGCUGGCGCUCCAUCGCGGACGACCUCACGUGUAACGGUGACUGUGACGACCUGUACCGAAUGUGCACCGACCUGCGUAUUUACCAGAGUCCUUACAUGUGCGGUAACAUCAACGACCCCGGGAACAGUUCCUUCCUGGCGUGUCACGCUGUGGUCAACCCCUCGCCGUUCUUUAGGAACUGUUUGUAUAACAUGUGCGUGAAGGAAGGGAACCGUUCAGCUUUGUGUUCCUCGCUGCAGGCCUACGCCACCGCCUGUCAGGAUGCUCAAAUAGGCCUCACAUACUGGAGGAGCGCAACAAACUGUCCUCUUCCCUGUCCAGAGCACAGUCAUUUUGAUGAAUGCACCACUGCCUGCCCUCUGACCUGUACCAACCUGUAUGUGCCUGAAGAGCCGUGUCCUUUCCCAUGCCAGGAGGGUUGCCAGUGCGAGGAUGGCUUUGCGCUGCGUGACGGACUGUGUGUGGCUCGCAGUGACUGUGGCUGCAUUAGCCACGGACGCCAUUUCGCCACCAAUCACACUUUUUGGACCGACUGGGAAUGCCAGCAGCGCUGCUACUGCAACGGCUCCGACAACAGUGUCUACUGUCGACAUGCACCCUGCCGCCCAGAACAGUUCUGCCAGGAAAACAAUGGCAUGUAUUACUGUGUGCCGCGUACCGAGGCCCUGUGCAUAGCAGCCGGGUACGGACAUUUUCUGCCAUUCAAUGGGGCAUCGUUUGAGCUGCAGAGCUCAUGUAGUCUUAAAAUGGCCACCACCACCAACUGUGCGAGAGAACACAUGAACACCGCAGGCGUUUCUGGAGGAUUUCCUCCAUUCAAACUUUCCGUCCGCAAUGAGGACAGGGACACGGGACAGGCGAUUUGGGUGAGAGGCUUCGUCCUGGAGGUGUACGACUAUGACAUUGAGGUGUUGAGAACCUACAAAAAUACAGUUACGGUCAAUAAGGAACGUUUGUACAUUCCUCUGAAACUGGGAUCAGGAAAAGUCAACAUCACAACCCUGGGUUUGCAGCUGACUGUGGAGACAGACUUUGGCCUGAAGGUGGCGUUUGACUGGAACACACUCCUCUUGCUGACAUUGCCUCGAAACCUCUACAACACCACCUGUGGCCUUUGCGGGUCAUUGCCCACAUCCGUUCCGGCGCUCACGCCCACCGAAUGGGGCAUGACGUGGGCAGAGAGGGACACCUUCUGCCAGGUGGGCUGCGGAGACUCGUGCCCACGCUGCGGCCUGGGAGAGAAGAGUCUGCAGAGUGACAGCCCAGCCCUCAUUGACACGGGAGACGAUAACGGGGCAGCGGGGGAGGUGAACACCGGCAUACGUUUCCACAUCGGAAAUGGACUGUAUGUGUUUGUGGAGCCGGAGGCCGUGAGGCUGUGUGGCCUGAUUGCAGAUAGAGGAGGCGUUUUUGCACGCUGCCACAGCAAGGUGGCGCCAUCUUUCUUCUAUCAAAGCUGCUUGCAGGACACCUGUUUGGAUCAGGGCGCUCAGGAUACCAUCUGUAACUGGCUGCAGAUCUACGCCAGCACCUGUCAGACCCAGGGCGUACCGGUUACUGGGUGGAGGAGGGAGACGCCAUGUGUUCAGAGCUGUCCACCCAACAGCCGUUAUUCUAUCUGUGUGCCGGUGUGCCCACCUCAGUGCGCCCCCGCCCGUGGCCAGAGAGACUGCAGCCAGGACUGUGUCGAGGGCUGCCAGUGUGAUCAGGGCUACGUGUUAAACGGCAAGAAUUGCAUCCUGCCUCAAAACUGUGGCUGCUACACCGACGGGAAGUACUAUGAGCCCAAACAGCUGUUCUGGAACAGUGACUGUACCAAGCGCUGCCACUGCAUCGGCAGAAACCUGGUCCAGUGUGACCCCAGGCGCUGCAAGGCAGAGGAAGAGUGCACCCUCCGAAAUGGAGUGCGCGGCUGCUUCGCACGACGCCUGCAGCACUGUGUGGCGUCCGGCGGUGGGGUCUUUAGAACCUUCGACGGAGCUUCUCUGAGGCUUCCAGCCUCCUGCUCCUUCGUCUUAUCCACCAACUGCCACAAGCUGCCUGACCUCUCCUUCCAACUCAUCGCCAACUUUGAUAAGUGGAGCACGCCCAACCUGACCACCAUCUCUCACGUCUACCUCUACAUCAAUGAGGAGAACAUACUCAUCUCUGGCAGCACUGUCAAGGUUAAUGGUACACCCGUUUCAGUACCAUUCCUCACAGGCCUAAUGACACGCCUGACAACAUCUGAGGGUUUCAUCGUCAUCGACACACCCCUUGACAUCCAGGUUCGAUACAACCGCUUUAACACCCUCAGCAUCAUAAUGGGGCAAAGGCUUCAGAAUAAGGUCUGUGGCCUUUGUGGCAAUUUCAACGGAGAUCCAAGUGAUGAUUACAUCACUUCAAGAGGGAAACCGGCGCUCAGCGCUCUGGAGCUGGCCCAGAGCUGGAAGACCAAUGGAAUGCAGAACAGUUGUGAUGAGACCCAAUAUGUGGCUCUGGCUCAGUCUUGUGAAAACACAGCUGUGGUUGCGCUGCAGAGUGAGGGUGCAUGUCAGAAACUAACCCAGCUGAAGGGCUUCUUCCAGCCUUGUCACGGCCUUCUGGAUCCUCGGCCCUUCUAUCAGUCCUGCUACCUGGACGGCUGUUACAAUCACCACAAAGCUCAGGUCUGCGGCUCGUUGGCAGCCUAUGCUGAGGCCUGCCGCUCACUGGGAACCCUUAGCACCAAGUGGAUUGCCCAAGAAAACUGCUCAGAAUGGAUCUAUGACCCCUGUGCAGGAGAGAUUUGCACAAACUUCACUUGUGAGCUGGAGAAUGGAGGGGACCUGUGUGGCUGUCCAGAAUUACCAACCACUACUGGCGGUGACGAUGACAUCAUUCAAGCCGAGGUGACAUGCAAACACGCCCAGAUGGAGGUUUCCAUCUCCAAGUGCAAGCUUUUCCAGCUGGGCUUCGAGCGCGAAGACGUGAGAAUUAACGACGAGCACUGUGCCGGCAUUGAGGGCGAGGACUUUAUCUCCUUCCACAUCAACAACACCAAGGGACACUGUGGCUCCAUUGUACAGUCAAAUGGAACCCACAUUAUGUACAAAAACACUGUGUGGAUCGAGAGUGUGAACAACACUGGCAACGUCAUCACAAGAGACAAAACCAUAAAUGUGGAGUUUUCCUGCGCCUAUGAGUUGGACCUAAAGAUCUCCCUGGACACUGUCCUCAGGCCCAUGCUCAGUGUGAUAAACCUGACCUUGCCGACCCAGGAAGGAAACUUCAUCACUAAGAUGGCUCUGUACAAGAACGCUUCAUACCGGCAUCCGUACAGGGAGGGCGAGGUGGUGCUCAGCACGCGGGACAUCCUCUUUGUUGGCGUCUUUGUGGAAGGGGCGGAUGAGAAUCAACUUAUCCUCAUAGUCAACAUGUGCUGGGCCACGCCGUCCCGCUACAGCAGUGACCGGCUCCGCUACAUUAUAAUAGAGAGAGGGUGUCCAAACAUCAAGGACAACACCAUUGGCAUGGCAGAGAAUGGAGUGUCCCUCACUUGUCGCUUUCACGUCACUGUCUUCAAGUUCAUCGGGGAUUACGACGAGGUUCACCUGCACUGCGAUGUUUCCCUGUGCGACUCGGACACAAACGCCUGCAAAGUGAAUUGUCCUCACAAGAGAAGAAUGUACUCAGAAGAAGGCGAUCAUAAGGAGCACAUACUGUCGGUGGGGCCAAUAAGACGCAGAGAAUCCGAUUGGUGUGAAGACAACAACGGAGGCUGUGAGCAGAUCUGCACUAGUAAAGGUUCUGGAUCAGUCUGCAGCUGUGUGACUGGGAUGCUGCAAAGGGAUGGGAAGAGCUGUCGAACCGUAAAUUCGAGCUCUGACAUUACACAAGUGGUUCCUCUGCUGGUGGUCAGCGCCGCCGUCUCCCUGCUCCUGGCUCGUACCCAUGUUCCUCUGUUCUCUUAACACUGAUACUUCAGGAGAACCCUUAUAGAAACUGACAUCAGAGAGCUGACAUCAUGCAGCAACUGCGGCUCAAACAAUGUGUCAUUCUGUUAAUUUUAAGUCCAAACAAAGGAUUUCAAACACCGAACGUGUGACAAGAUAAUGUGUGCACUUAUUAAGUGAAGACAAAGUUGUUGUACAGCUCAUGUGUGCCACUGCGAGAGAUACACAUUCUGUUCAUGGACUUGAGUGUCAUACGAGCCCCACAAAUUCCCACAGCUUAACAUUCAAUUCCAAACACAAGUGAAUGUUCACUCAAAACGUUUUGUAAAUUAAAAUCUCUACUGGCGACAUUUUUCACCUAUUAGACCUUCUUUUGUCCCCUUUUCUUUGUACAAAUGUACAGUCUUUAUCAGUUCAGUGGUCUAUGUCUUGAUUGUUGUUAAUCAUCAGUGUGAUUAUUUUGUGUGUGUGUGCGCGUGCGUGUGUGCUGUUGUGUAACCUGUGAAAGCAGAAUCGCCAAUGAAAGAACCAUCAAUAAAAACGGAUGUUCCUCUCAAAGGG
Messenger RNA from Cynoglossus semilaevis (tongue sole), 7933 nucleotides. It is a transcript of the gene tecta, whose product is annotated as tectorin alpha. Gene Ontology annotation, biological process: cell-matrix adhesion. The record is from RefSeq and is a predicted model, not a curated record. Lineage: Eukaryota; Metazoa; Chordata; Actinopteri; Pleuronectiformes; Cynoglossidae. Bases 803 to 7390 code for a protein of 2195 amino acids. Gene Ontology annotation, molecular function: protein binding. The transcript is spliced from 25 exons.